Messenger RNA from Stereum hirsutum FP-91666 SS1, 1922 nucleotides. RefSeq names its product acid protease. NCBI's taxonomy places the organism in Eukaryota, Fungi, Basidiomycota, Agaricomycetes, Russulales, Stereaceae. The record is from RefSeq and is a predicted model, not a curated record. The coding region runs from base 259 to 1434 and encodes 391 amino acids. Gene Ontology annotation, biological process: proteolysis. The transcript is spliced from 10 exons. Gene Ontology annotation, molecular function: aspartic-type endopeptidase activity.
CCUGCCCGUACCAGACCACAUGGAUAUCCCUCUUCGAUUUUCUCCGCCAAGUGCUUCUCCUAGGCCUGUGCGUCGCUAGGUUCAAUUGUGGACCGUGGUAUAAAUACGACCUUGCUUGCUGGCAGCUGGGGUUUUUCCACCCGUCGCGUCCCACACAUACUGCGUUUACUAGUUCAGGCUCGCACGACCAUAGCGAACUGAGAAGACUACGCUCUUUCUCUUGACUUCCACGUUCACGUCCGUUAACUUCAAACCACCAUGCUACUGAAGACAUCCACCGUCGGCUUCAGCGCCCUCCUCUCCGCCUCCAUCGCACUAGCCGCAGAACCAGCGAAGAUCUCCCUGUCGUCCAGAAAGGUAACCACGAGGUCGCCGAGGUCCGUCAAGAACCAGAGGAGAGCGGUGGACAAUAUCACAGUUCCGUUGGAUGAUCAGUUUUUGGGGACGGAUCUGCAGUGGUUUGGCAACAUCACCAUCGGGACACCACCACAAACCCUUCCGACCGUGUUCGACACAGGAAGCGUAACCCUCGAAGUAACCAGCACCCUCUGCGCAUCCACCUGCCCCAACCAGACCCAAUUCAACGCCUCCGCCUCCUCCACCUUCGUCGACGGCGGCUCCGAAUCCACCAUCGUCUUCGCCACCGGCGGCGGCGUCAACCCUGCCAUCGGAGACGAAUACACGCUCACGUUGAGGAGCGCGACGGAUACGGUGGGUAUUGGGGGCGUGUUCGUGAGCGAUGUCGAGUUUUUUCAGGUGACGGAACAGACGGCGGCGUUUGGGCCGGAUCCGUAUAGCGGGAUUCAAGGUUUGUCGGCAGAUGCGGGCGGAUUAUUUGCGGGAUUGGUAGCGCAGGGAUUGCCUUCCCUCUUCAGUAUGCUCCUCACGCCUGAAGCGGACGGGGGCGCGGAGUUGCUGCUCGGCGGGAUCGACUCUUCGAAGUUCAAAGGCGACCUAAUCAACGCGACCCUCCCCGGCUCCGGCCGUACCUGGGAACUUCCCUCCCCCUCCAUCUUCGUGAACGGCCAAACGACACCUCUGCUGAACUCGGAGCGGACGGUGAUAUUUGAUAGUGGGACGAGUAAUGUUUUGUUUAGUACGAACACGACCGAGGCAAUCUACGCCCUCAUCUCGCCCCUCAUCCAACCACACGCCUCCGAACCCGGCACCUACGGCCUCCCCUGUUCCCUCAUCCCCACGCUCCCCGCCUCAAUCUCUAUCACCUUCACCUCGACGUCCAACGAGCCGUUCAACCUCACCAUCCCGUCCGAAGAACUAAGCGUGGGCCCGUUCGCGGAUAAUGCGACGGAGUGCCAGACGCUGAUUAAUGCGUUCGACGGGCUGGAAUUGGUCGGCGGGAGUUUGUUGAAGCAUUAUUAUACGGUGUAUGAUGUGGGGGCAAGGACGAUUGGGUUUGCGGAGAAUGGCUUUUGACCCGUGCAAGUGGUUCGUUGAAGAUCUAGACGUCGAAGAACUCCAUGGAUCCAAGGGAAGUUAUCAGUACUCAGGGCAUAUAUGUAGCGAUGGUCAUCGUCGCUCCACCGGGGGAUGCAAAAGUUGACAUCGAUACAGAUACGCCCGAGUGGGAUGGGAACACGAAAACGCGAGCUUGCGUCUAUUGGUUCCACAUGCUUCUGCAACCGAUGUGUAUGUGCGGGACGCGCUUUUCUUCUUUCCAUGACUGGACGAAUAUAGAUGCUUUUCUCUCUGGACGUGAUGUUCCUGGAACCUAAUAUGCCUAUGUUCGGCCUUAAUAGUGCUUGUUGCAUCCUGCACCCUGAGUAGGGUGGGGUUCUUGAAACGCAUAGUCUAACAUCCCCGCAUCGUCAUCGUCCGCGAACCGUACGCGUCCAAACCAUAAAACUUCUUCUGAUUAUUAUAGCAGCCCUUGUACGUCAACUCACAGGUGGCUCCGAAUCACA